AUACUCUGAGAUAGCGCGUAGAUGAAAUUCAGUUUGGAAGAUUGAAGAUUGAGAUCGAAUGGAUCUCAAAUAUGGAAACUGUUGGAGCAGUUCAAAGGAUUCUUGGAAGAAUAUCCUGCUCUUAGCUUACCAAAGCCUUGGUGUGGUAUAUGGAGACCUGAGCAUAUCCCCACUUUAUGUUUACACGAGCACUUUUGCAGAAGAUAUUCAACACUCAGAUACCAACGAAGAGAUUUAUGGUGUUCUUUCAUUUGUCUUUUGGACUCUUACUUUGAUCCCUCUGUUCAAGUAUGUCUUUGUGGUCCUACGAGCUGAUGAUAAUGGAGAAGGUGGUACUUUUGCCCUGUAUUCAUUGAUAUGUAGGCAUGCGAAAGUAAGCCUUCUACCUAACAGACAGGUUGCUGAUGAAGCACUAUCUACAUAUAAAAUGGAACAUCCACCAGAAAAGAAAAACAGUUCAAGGGUGAAAAUGUUACUUGAAAAGCAUAAGGGCCUGCACACUGCUUUGCUGAUUCUGGUUCUUCUUGGUACUUGUAUGGUAAUUGGAGAUGGAUUGCUAACUCCAGCCAUAUCAGUUUUUACUGCUGUGUCCGGGCUUGAGUUAUCUAUGUCGAAGGAGCACCACCAGUAUGCGGUGAUUCCAAUUUCUUGCUUCAUAUUAGUGUGUCUAUUUGCACUUCAACACUAUGGCACACAUCGAGUGGGAUUCUUCUUUGCACCAGUUGUGCUGAUAUGGCUUUUAUGCAUUAGCGGCCUUGGCUUGUAUAAUAUAAUCCAUUGGAACCCACAUGUUUAUCAAGCUAUUUCUCCGUAUUACAUGUUCAAGUUCUUGAAGAAAACAAGGAUAAGUGGAUGGAUGUCUCUAGGUGGAACAUUGCUUUGCAUAACAGGCUCAGAGGCAAUGUUUGCUGAUCUUGGCCACUUCUCUUAUGCUGCCAUUCAGAUUGCCUUCACCUUUCUGGUUUAUCCAGCACUUAUACUGGCAUAUAUGGGUCAAGCUGCUUACUGGUCGCAGAAUCACCACUCAAGUCAUCCAAUCAGUUUUUAUGUCUCAGUUCCAGAUAGCGUGCGGUGGCCUGUGCUUGUAGUAGCAAUUCUAGCUUCUGUUGUGGGAAGCCAGGCAAUCAUCAGUGGGACAUUUUCUAUCAUAAACCAAAGCCAGUCACUUGGUUGCUUCCCUAGAGUGAAGGUUGUUCACACUUCUGACAAGAUACAUGGUCAGAUUUAUAUUCCUGAGAUCAAUUGGAUUCUCAUGAUCCUUUGCAUUGCUGUGACGAUUGGAUUUAGAGACACAAAACACAUGGGAAAUGCAUCAGGGUUGGCAGUGAUGACGGUUAUGCUAGUAACAACAUGCCUCACUUCCUUGGUGAUCAUCCUCUGCUGGCACAAGCCUCCUAUUAUAGCCCUUCUGUUCCUACUCACCUUUGGCUCUAUUGAGUUGCUUUACUUCUCAGCUUCACUCACCAAGUUCCGGGAAGGGGCCUGGCUCCCUAUCCUUCUAGCACUCUUCCUCAUGACUAUCAUGUUUGUUUGGCACUAUGCUACAAUCAAGAAAUAUGAAUAUGACCUCCACAACAAGGUUUCACUAGAAUGGCUUUUAGCCUUGGGUCCAAGCCUUGGAAUUGCUAGAGUCCCUGGAAUUGGCCUAGUAUUUACUGAUCUCACCUCUGGCAUCCCAGCUAACUUCUCCCGAUUUGUCACCAAUCUUCCUGCUUUCCACCGCAUCCUUGUCUUUGUCUGUGUAAAAUCAGUACCUGUCCCUUUUGUUCCCCCUGCUGAACGAUAUCUUGUGGGACGUGUUGGUCCCGCAACACAUCGAUCUUACAGGUGCAUUGUCAGGUAUGGAUACCGCGAUGUUCAUCAGGAUGUCGACUCCUUCGAAUCUGAACUUGUUGAUAAGCUAGCUGAUUUCAUCCGGUAUGAUUGGUGUCACCCUCGUGGAACUAGUCCAUGCAUAGAAGAUGAUGCAUCACGGUCCAAUGAAUCGAAUGAGUAUAGACUGGCUGUGAUAGGAACAGUGGCAUUGUCCGGCCAACCAACUUAUGAGAUUGAGGAGACCAUUCAGCCAGCAAGUGUGUCGGCAGAUUUUUCAACUGUAGAAAGCAUGAAAGAUGUCAUAGAGAUGGAACCGGUAGGUAGUGUCGAAAGAAGAGUGAGAUUUGCCAUUCAUGAAGAAUCAGAGACAGAUCCAAGAGCUGAGAUGGAAAUGCAGUUAAUGGAAGAGCUGGAAGAUUUGUAUCAAGCCCAACAAUCAGGGACGGCAUUUAUAUUGGGACACUCCCAUGUUAAAGCAAAGCAAGGUUCAUCUGUGAUGAAAAGAUUAGCUAUAAACUUUGGUUAUAACUUUCUGAGGAGGAAUUGCAGAGGACCAGAUGUGGCUCUUAAGGUUCCACCAGUUUCUCUUCUUGAGGUUGGCAUGAUACAGCAAAACAUGGGAUUAAGAACUCUGCCUUUGACACCAACACAUGGAAAUUUACUUCCUAAUUUGAGAGUUUCUCAAUUGCCCAACCAUGGGUUUAACCCAAAGGGAUCUAAAUUUAGAGUCUUAGCCAAGCAAGACAAGGGCAAUAAAGAAGAAUCCAAGAGCAAGCAAUCAUUAUUUAGCAGUGUAACAGAGGCACUUGAUUUUUCUCAAGUUAGGUCUGCACAGGAUGCUGAGCUUCUCCAAGAGGCUAGAGAAGCCACAAAGUCAGGAGGGAGGAUGAACAGGGAACAGUAUGGGGCUCUCAGAAGGAAAAUUGGAGGGACAUACAAGGAUUUUUUCAAAUCCUACGUUGAAGUGGAUGGGCAAUAUGUGGAAGAAGGAUGGGUGGACAAAACUUGUAAGGUUUGCAAGAAAGACACCGCUGGUGAGCCGAGGCAAGUGGACAAGCUAGGCAGAUAUGUUCAUGUGGCUUGUUUGGAGAAGUCCAACUCAGGAAAUUUUUUUACUAGGCUCUUCUCUAGAUAAAAAGGGUUUUGAUUUUGUAUGGAAAUUUUCAGAUACAGUGAUUGAAAGUUGAUAGAGCAAAAUGGAAAAUAUUUUUGCUUUAAUUUGUAUCAUGUAAUUUUGAGUUUAUCUAUAAAUGUCAUUCUCAGACUUGGUAUU
Molecule: messenger RNA, 3088 nt
Organism: Ziziphus jujuba (common jujube)
Lineage: Eukaryota; Viridiplantae; Streptophyta; Magnoliopsida; Rosales; Rhamnaceae
Product: potassium transporter 2
Exons: 12
Coding region: 59-2950 (963 amino acids)
Biological process (GO): potassium ion transmembrane transport
Cellular component (GO): plasma membrane
Molecular function (GO): potassium ion transmembrane transporter activity
Source: RefSeq, a predicted model, not a curated record